Messenger RNA from Zasmidium cellare ATCC 36951, 399 nucleotides. RefSeq lists its product as uncharacterized. Bases 1 to 399 code for a protein of 132 amino acids. NCBI's taxonomy places the organism in Eukaryota, Fungi, Ascomycota, Dothideomycetes, Mycosphaerellales, Mycosphaerellaceae. The transcript has a single exon. The record is from RefSeq and is a predicted model, not a curated record.
AUGAUCAUCCAUCUCGAAGGCAAAGGCUGCCCCUCCGGCAUCUCGAUCGAAGAGCUGAACCGUUCAGCCGCCAUGUGUUUCCAGUGGAAGAAGUACCUCGACAAGCCCUUCCGUCAAAGCCUACUCGCUGGCGACGACAGCUACCGCAGCGACCCCGAACAUCGACCUUUCAAGUGCCCGCGAUGUGAAGAGUGCUUCCCUCUGCUUUCGAGCAUGUUCAUGCACAUCUGGAGCCCCUCGUGUGGGCAGGGCCUGAACGGUGGACCGAUCAAGAAGUUGAAGAGAUGGCUGUGGAAGAGACUGCACUGGCGCAAGCAACAUGGCGAAGGAGGCGUGAAUUUGGACAUGCAAGGUGCAACGCAGGCGUUUCAGGUGAUGGCUCUUCAUGCUGCCUUUUGA